Molecule: messenger RNA, 1293 nt
Organism: Phoenix dactylifera (date palm)
Lineage: Eukaryota; Viridiplantae; Streptophyta; Magnoliopsida; Arecales; Arecaceae
Source: RefSeq, a predicted model, not a curated record
AUCCGACCGUUAGAACCAGUCGGCCUUCCCUUAUUUAAAAAUCUCUCCUCUCCUCACGCUACACUUGCGUUCACUAGCCGUUGCAAUCUGUCGCCCUAUCUCUUCCCAUGGAUUCAGCUACUUUUAUCAGCCCAUCCUCUGAUCAGAGGUUCUGGAGCAAGCUCCACGACCGCGUGGAUUCCGUUCUCGAGGAACGGAAGCCCAAACAACAGAUCGAGCUCGCUUCCUCUGCUUGUGGGCUGAAAUCGGAGCGAGGGAAGAGGUUCAGAGAAGACUCGCUUCUUCUGAUCAAAGGUCUGGACUCCGUGGCUUCGUCUCUGUCCAAGCUUUCAAAUACUUUGAGCGCAGCCCAGCAGGGAUUAACUGACUUGGCUAGACCCCCUUUAACAAAAGUUUUACAAAGAGAAAGCCAAAGGAUCGAAGAUGAGGAGCCAAAAUCAAAGAGGCAUUGUGGUUCCACUGAGCUUCUGGACAAGAAUGAGGUGAUUGGCUCUGAUCAUCAUGAGGAAACUGGUUCUGAUAAAUCUUCUGACAAGAAUGGAUUGGAGGGUUCGGGGGAAUUUCCCUGACAGGGAGAUAAGCAGGCCUCUUCAAAUGUUGUGAAAAGCGAGAAGCUGAUGAAAGCCAAAACUCUUGCAAUGUCCUUGGCAACAAAAGCAACUUCCCUUGAGGAACUGAAAACGAUAAAAUCAGAGUUAUCUUUUGUGCAAGAACGAAGUAAUUUGCUGGAAGAGGAAAAUAGGAGACUUCGAGAAGGAUUUGAGAAAGGUGUUAGACCAGAAGAAGAUGACCUGGUGAGACUUCAAUUGGAGGCCCUCCUGGCUGAGAAGUCCAGAUUGGCAAAUGAGAAUGCUAACUUAAUGAGAGAGAACCAGUGCCUUCAUCAACUUGUUGAGUAUCACCAAUUGACCUCUCAGGACAUAUCAGCAUCCUACGAAGAGCAAGUCAUACAUGGUAUGUGCUUGGACUUUUCAUCUCCACUGGGAAAAACAGAGAGUGAGUUAGGUGAUGAGAAUGAUUGUGGUGAUGGUGAAGCUCCUUGUACUUCAUCAACCCGUAAACUGGGAUUGUUCUCUUCUACUGAUGAAAACUACGGAAAUAUACAGAAAUAGGUACAAGUGUAUGGAAAUUACUAUUUUCCAUGUUCUAUGUACAAUUGUUUUGCUUGAUGCUAACUAGACUAUGUCUUUAUUUUUAGUUUUUCCUAUAUUUCAUGACUGAAGUUCCUUAUAUACAAUUGUUUUGCUUGUACCUAUUCUCCAUGUUCAAUUCUUUCCUGAUUCCUAUGAAUUA